CUGCAUCCUUUCUUGAACAGAUGGAAGAAAAACAGAAUUCCAAGCCGGCAUCCGGACCCCAGAGUCCCAGGAGCACACAGCAACAUGAGAUCUCCUUCCCCUCCCAUUCCUGGUCCUUGGAGAUGUUGUUCCGCAGAUUGAAGGCCCUAGAUGCCAGGAGAGAGGACAAGCUGACCAGUGUCAUGGAUACCUUGGGGGAGUUUGGCACAUUCCAGUGGAGGCUGGUGGCCCUCACCUUCAUCCCCAGCAUGCUGUCCUCCUUCUUCAUGCUUUCUGACCACUUCAUGGUCACAGCCCAGAGGCCCUACUGUAACACUAGCUGGAUCCUGGCAGUGGGCCCCAACCUCUCAGUGGCUGAUCAGCUGAAUCUGACCCUGCCCCGAGCACCCAAUGGCAGUUUCCUGACAUGCCUCAUGUAUAUACCUGUGUCAUGGGAUCUAGAUUCUAUCAUCCAUUUUGGCCUCAAUUAUACAGAAACCUGCAAAUAUGGGUGGAUCUAUCCUUAUGCUGACAAGCGCUCUCUGAUCAAUGAGUUUGACCUGGUGUGUGGUAACGAACCGAAGAAGGAAAGCAUGCAGACUGUGUUCCUGGCGGGAAUCCUGACAGGCUCUCUCCUCUUCGGGUUCUUAAGUGACAAGAUGGGCCGCUAUCCAACCAUCCUGAUGUCGCUGCUGGGGCUCCUCAUCUUUGGCUUCGGAACAGCCUUUGUGAACAGCUUUUACCAGUAUCUGUUCUUCCGCUUCGUUGUGGCCCUGGCGGCUGUGGGUUAUGCCAUCAGCAGCGUGUCUUUAGUCAUGGAGUGGCUGGUGGGUGAGCACCGGGCCCACGCUGUCAUUCUGGAGCACUGCUUCAUUGCUGUAGGGGUCCUUUUCCUGUCGGGGGCUGCCUACAAAAUCUUCCACUGGAGGCUGCUGUUCCUGUUGGGCGGCAUGCCCAUGUUUCCCCUCAUUUCCAAUAUCUGGGUUCUCCGAGAGUCCCCACGAUGGCUGAUGGUGAAAGGGAAAGUGGAGGAGGCCGUAAAGGUGCUGUGCUAUGCGGCUGAGGUGAACAAGACGACCAUUCCUUUAAAUCUACUAAAUGAGCUGCAGCUGCAGAGAAAGAAGGUGACUAAGGCCUCCAUCAUGGACUUCUACACCAACCAGCACCUCUUCAAGGUGGUCUUGUCCAUGGCCUGUGUGUGGUUUACCGUCAGUUACAUCUAUUUUACACUGAGCCUCAAGAUGAAGGAUCUCGGGGUAGACAUCUACUUCAGACAAGUGAUCCCAGGCAUUGUGGAGGUGCCGGCCCGGCUGUGCUGUAUAGUUCUCCUGGAGCACUUGGGGAGGAAAUGUAGCCUGUUCCUGAGUCUCAUCCUAGUUGCCAUCAUGUGUUUGUUUCUCCUUUUCCUCCCUCAAGAGCUGAAGACAACGAUAGUCGUGAUGCUUGUGCUUGGAGAGUUUAGCCUGGCUGCCACUGUCACUAUAUUCCUGGUCUACACUGCUGAGCUCCUCCCCACUGUCCUCAGGUCUACAGGUCUGGGAAUGGUGUCUCUAGCCUUGACAGGUGGGGCCGUCACAGCUCUGACCGUCUUCAACCAGAUCAAAACACAGCUGCCCAUCUUCUUCUGCUGUCUCUCUUGUGUCGUGGCCUUGUGCUUCUCCUCCUUGGUGCCAGAAACAGGAAACAAGCCUCUCAAUGAUGGCAUAGAGUACAGUACAAGAGAGUCUAUCGACUUCAAGAGGAGAAGCCAGGAAAUUGCUGCAAUGAUUAUAGCUGGGGAGUCCAUGUCUGAUGUUGUGAUUGAUGAAGUGACAAAGAAUACCAUUCUCAAUGCCAUGCCUCUACAAUCAGAAGUAGACAUGUUCUUCAACACGGCCUCGGAGAAGCCCAGCACCAGUGAAAUACCCAGUCCAGCUCCCUGAGGACCAGCUUCCCCAGAACAUUUUGGAUUGGAGUUUAAUGGCUGGGUGGGGGCCAUGGAUUCAAGGCCUCAAACUCUAGUUCCAGUCUGGCAUGUGGGCAGAGUAUGUCCUUCUCCAAGGCCAGCCCCCAGGAUCCAAAAAUAGCCCCUUCUGAAGGAGGAGCUAAGUUGUGAUUCAUUCCAAUAAAAUAUCAUGUUGGUCUUGAAA
This is a messenger RNA of Peromyscus eremicus (cactus mouse), 2108 nucleotides long. RefSeq names its product solute carrier family 22 member 14 (gene Slc22a14). The coding region runs from base 21 to 1901 and encodes 626 amino acids. Gene Ontology annotation, biological process: transmembrane transport. The record is from RefSeq and is a predicted model, not a curated record. The transcript has 10 exons. Gene Ontology annotation, molecular function: transmembrane transporter activity. Gene Ontology annotation, cellular component: membrane. Lineage: Eukaryota; Metazoa; Chordata; Mammalia; Rodentia; Cricetidae.